This is a messenger RNA of Alternaria rosae, 1289 nucleotides long. RefSeq names its product indole-diterpene biosynthesis protein-like protein PaxU. The record is from RefSeq and is a predicted model, not a curated record. Lineage: Eukaryota; Fungi; Ascomycota; Dothideomycetes; Pleosporales; Pleosporaceae. The coding region runs from base 252 to 1124 and encodes 290 amino acids. The transcript has a single exon.
UACCGAUUGAUGUCUCUGUGUUCUCUAGCUCAGCAGAUAUAGCAACCCGCUCGCUCUACGGCCGCAUCAUUACUAGUAAAUCGUACGUGAACUACGAAGAAGCUUGUUCAUUGGAAGCUGUGUUUCGAAGACCUGCUCUAGAGAAGGUCGUCGCGUCGUUGACAAUUAGCUGAUGAAACGCAAUAUAGUAUACAUCUCUGCUUAGGUGUCUAUAUACCUCAUCAUACCAGCUUCCUUGUUCACACACAGCAAUGGAGCCAUCAACCUCUCCACCCGUUGCCGACAUAGUAACACCGCUAUCCGAUUUUCAAAAGAUAGGUCACAACACAUAUCUCUGGACAUCAUCAUCAUACCUAUCCCAACUCGCAGAGCAAACUCCGCUCAUCCUACUCUUCGCCUGGAACGCUGCGGCCGCAAAGCACAUCGCCAAAUACACACUUACCUACCAGAAGCUUUUCCCAACAUCCCGCAUCCUGCUGGUACGAUGUUUCACCCCAGACAUGUUCCGCCGUACCUCGUCCUACGCCACUUUGUUCCAGCCAAUAACAGAUCUCGUAGCCGAACAUACCGCUUCAGGAGGACGCAUCCUUGUCCAUAGUUUCUCAAACGGCGGUGGGAAUCAAGUCAAUGAAUUUGCGAAAGCAUGGAAAAAGAAGUAUGGUACAGUGCUACCCAUGCAAGCACAGAUUCUCGAUUCCAGUCCAACCAAAGGGCCGUGGAUGCAGAGCCAUGCAGCCAUUUCCGCGUCCCUUCCCAGAAACUUGUUUUGGGUUUGGUUUGGUGGGGCGCUGGUUCAUCUUCUUCUUGUCCUUACAUUCAUUGCAGACAAGACUCUGGGGAGGGAGAAUAUGAUGGUAGUUCUCUGCCGGGAACUGAACGAUGAAUCGGUGUUUGAUACCAAUGUACCGCGUCUGUAUUUGUAUAGUCGUUCGGAUACGAUGGUUCGGUUUGAGGAGGCGGAUGAGCAUGCUGAUAUUGCCAAGGCGAAGGGGUGGGAUGUGACAAAGGUGCAGUUUGAGAAGAGUCCGCACUGUGGUCAUAUCAGGGAGGACGAGAACAAGUAUUGGGCAGCAGUCAUGGAAGCUUGGAAGAAGGGGUCGAGGAGAGGUAACAUGUCUACUUGAUCUAGAUACCAGCGUAAUGCAGUCCUCAUCUUCGACGUGUUUAUUCUAAGCGGAACGUGAUAUGUUGCGUCUUGGUACGUCUACAAUCGAGCUGCCACCAGACUCAGAUAUAUGUUCCACAAUAAACCGCAGAAGCUGAGGAACACAAUGCGACGCUCAACAGGG